Molecule: messenger RNA, 237 nt
Organism: Strongylus vulgaris
Lineage: Eukaryota; Metazoa; Nematoda; Chromadorea; Rhabditida; Strongylidae
Source: the annotation of a GenBank genome assembly
GAAGAGGCCUUGCUAUGCUCGGUAGUGAUGCAAUGGAUGAUUGUAUUCUCUAUAUUUGUGGCUGGAAUAUCUCUAGAACGAUCUGUUCCACAGCCACUCCACGUGUUUUUGUCGGUGCUGGCCACCAACGCCAAUAUUGUUUUGUUUGUUCUCAAUAUCAGAAAAGUCAAGGAUGGAGUCAUAAAAGCAAGUAAGUUAAACAUUCCUGCAGACUUGAUUCUUUUCAACAGUAUGUGA